Amyelois transitella is the source of this 2064-nucleotide messenger RNA. RefSeq names its product GATA zinc finger domain-containing protein 15. The transcript has a single exon. The coding region runs from base 1330 to 2013 and encodes 227 amino acids. Lineage: Eukaryota; Metazoa; Arthropoda; Insecta; Lepidoptera; Pyralidae. The record is from RefSeq and is a predicted model, not a curated record.
AUUAAAUAGGUAGUCGAUAGUUCGUCUUCUAAAGAGUUAACAGUGUUAAAAUGUUUCGCAUAUUAUUAUUUGUGAUAUUAUUAAGUAAGACUGUUAUAUCUGCAAGUGUUACUCAAUUUCAAAUGACCAGUUUUGAGCCAUGGUUUCAAAAUGUGGACGGAUCAUCACAAAUUCAGCAAUCAAAUAUUAUGGCACAAGCAAAUAAAGCACCUGGAAUCAGUGUCGGAUACAUACCAGGUUCUGUCUCAUCGCCAUUUAAAGAAACUUUCUCAAAUUUAAACUCAAAUUUUCAAGUUAAUCGAUUUACAUUCCCAACAAUAUAUCAACAAAAUGUAUUAAAAUUGGAUCCAUUAAUCAAGACAAAUUUUAAUGUACAACAUCAAAAAUCUUUCGGCGCUGUGAUUAAUGUUCAACAACUCCAUGGUAAUUUUGAAACAAUACAGAAUACAAACAAAUUUCAGAAAAUUAUCAAAGGUGUGCCUUUAUUUCCUAAUUUAAACGUCGAUGUGUUUUCUAAACCACUUAUCCCUAAUCAAAAGCAUAACACCCUCCAAGUAGGGUUUCACCCUGAAUUUGAUAAUAAAAUUACGAACGUUAACUUAAAACCACGUCCUAAUACUCCUUACAAUAUUUUCCAAGGAAGUUUUCAUCCUAUACAUCCUUGGUUCAAUAAUCAACAACAGCAUACCUUUAAUCCUGAUGAAAGUCAUGUUUUUUCCAAUUCUAAUCAUACUAUCAAUAGAGCUACUACAGACUUUCCAGUAAUUCUUGAAUACAAUAAUAAUCAUCAUCAUUAUGCCUUAUCUACAUCAACAACAGUACGAACGCCUUCUUCGUCAGAAUCUACAAAUGGAAAUGAUGAAGAUGAAGGAAAUUACCCCGGAGAUGUAUACGAUAUUGACAUCCGCCGAGAUGAAGCAGACUAGACUAACUACUUGUACUGGAUUAUGUAGUUUAUAGUAAUAAAUUAAAACUUAAACAAAACACAAAAGUUUUUAAGAAUGAAUUACCGAACAGAAAUCGAAUAAAAUAGAUAAAAAUAAUAUAUAGAAUAUAAUAAAAAUAUCUAUCGAGUCAUUAAAAUGGAUGAGAACCCAUGAAUAAUUUUUGAUCAUCGAAAUCAUAAAAAUGUGUAUAACUGUAAGUAUGUAGAAUACUAAAACUUGUAAUAAACUAGGUACCUACCGAAACAAAACUGGUUUGCCAUGUGAUGAUCUGCGAAUUAGCCAUUCUUACUCGGAAAUAAGCGUCAGUUAAGUGUGGGCUGUUCGCUACGGAAUUAUCAACAAGUUGCGGAUAUAAAUAAAAUAAGUUAAAAAUUCAGGAAACAUGAACAUAAGUCUCUUAAUUUUUGUGAUGAUGGCAGUGAUGUGUUACGGAGAUUAUCCUACACCGAUUUUAGAUGCUAUCAUAAAUGGCGCUUCAAAAAUUCGUGCAAGGAUACAAAAUGCAGGUACAUUUAUUGAUAAGAUAGCUCACAGACAAAGUGGAAGUUUGAAUUUCGGGGGAAAUAUUGAUAUCAACAAAGAUAAUGAGCAUCAUCCUCCGCCUGGCUACGGAUCUCAUGGUUAUGGUCCAGGUCCAGGCCCUAUGGACUACAAUACUAAUGCUAAUAAUCACAAUAACAACUACCAGCCUGGAUUUCUAGUGAGACCUGGAAACAACCAACCUGGAUAUAAUAACGGACCAAGCAACAAACCGUGGCAAAAUUACAAUUAUAACGGGCAAAAUCAGAAUCAAAACGAAUAUUACAAUUCAGAAGACACGUCACAGGAAAAUAAAAACAGUCACGGUAACACCAACUACAAUAAAAAACCAAGCGAUGAUGGCCAAACUUUAUAUUAUGGUCCUAAAAAAGAAGACGGCCCGACUCGAAUACCUUUGAACCCAAAUGAAGUUAAUUACGGGGCCGACAAAACAGAAAACAAUUCUCCAAAAAGAGAAACUAAGAACGAAGAAGCUGACGACGACCAAGAAUAUAACAUCGAUGUGAGAUUUAACAAUAAUGAUUAAUUAAGUAACAUUGUAUUCAUAAUUAAUUUCAAUUAAAAUAAGUAACGAAUU